Messenger RNA from Harpia harpyja (harpy eagle), 7528 nucleotides. RefSeq names its product doublecortin (gene DCX). The record is from RefSeq and is a predicted model, not a curated record. The coding region runs from base 381 to 1478 and encodes 365 amino acids. Gene Ontology annotation, molecular function: microtubule binding. Lineage: Eukaryota; Metazoa; Chordata; Aves; Accipitriformes; Accipitridae. Gene Ontology annotation, cellular component: axoneme; neuron projection. The transcript has 7 exons. Gene Ontology annotation, biological process: axoneme assembly; neuron migration; photoreceptor cell development.
GCCAGAUGCUUUCUUGGUGAAGCUAGAGCCAAGGGGAAAUUUGCAUCCUUCAGAACAUCACCCCAAAACUUGCCCCUUUAAACUUUUUGUUUACCCAUCCGUUAACAUGUCCAGAGCUGGAAUGAACGCACCCUUUUUUUCUCAAAUACAGAGAAGACUACAAGCAGACGACUGAUGGUGAGAGUAAAAACCACUGAGGCAAAGUUACCGUGAAGGGAUGGAACAAGGCACUAGGACCUAGGAGGCGUCUCAUCCACCCUGGCAGGAAUUUCUUGCUUGGAGCUCAGACAACAAAGGCAGAGUGAGCCUGGUUUUCUUUCUCUCAGCAUCUCCACCCUGCGCGCUGAAAACCGCUUCAGAUCUUUAGGGUUCACCAAACUAUGGAACUUGAUUUUGGACACUUUGACGAAAGAGACAAGGCGUCCAGAAACAUGCGAGGCUCACGUAUGAACGGGUUGCCCAGCCCCACUCACAGCGCUCACUGUAGCUUCUACAGAACCAGGACCUUACAGGCACUGAGUAACGAGAAGAAAGCCAAGAAGGUGCGUUUCUAUCGCAACGGGGACCGCUACUUCAAGGGGAUUGUAUAUGCCGUGUCCUCUGACCGCUUCCGAAGUUUUGAUGCUCUCCUGGCUGACCUGACCCGGUCCCUGUCCGACAACAUUAAUCUGCCUCAGGGAGUCCGUUACAUUUACACCAUCGAUGGGUCGCGGAAGAUCGGGAGCAUGGAUGAGCUGGAGGAAGGGGAGAGCUACGUCUGCUCAUCUGACAACUUCUUCAAGAAGGUGGAAUACACCAAGAAUGUCAAUCCCAACUGGUCUGUCAAUGUGAAGACAUCUGCCAACCAGAAAGCACCUCAGUCUCUGGCCAGCAGCAACAGCGCUCAGGCAAAGGAGAACAAAGAUUUUGUGCGUCCCAAGCUGGUAACUAUCAUCCGCAGUGGGGUGAAGCCCCGGAAGGCAGUCCGUGUGCUCUUGAACAAGAAGACUGCUCAUUCAUUUGAGCAAGUUCUCACCGAUAUCACUGAAGCUAUAAAACUGGAGACGGGAGUGGUCAAAAAGCUGUAUACCUUGGAUGGGAAACAGGUGACCUGUCUCCACGAUUUCUUUGGGGAUGAUGAUGUGUUUAUCGCCUGUGGUCCAGAAAAAUUCCGCUAUGCACAGGAUGACUUUUCUCUGGAUGAAAGCGAGUGCCGGGUGAUGAAAGGGAGCCCUGCGACGGCCACGGGCAGUAAGUCAUCUCCCACCCCUCAGAAGAGCUCAGCAAAGAGUCCAGCCCCCAUGCGCCGGAGCAAGUCUCCAGCCGAUUCAGGUAACCAUCAAGAUGCAAAUGGGACCUCAAGCAGUCAGCUGUCUACACCCAAAUCAAAGCAGUCCCCGAUCUCCACACCUACCAGCCCAGGGAGCCUCCGUAAGCACAAGGACUUGUAUCUGCCUCUGUCUUUGGAUGACUCUGAUUCCCUGGGAGAUUCCAUGUAAAGUGACACGAAGCUAAAUGUCCAUAUUGCAAGCUAUGUUUAAGAUACAGUAGAGUACUUCUGCCAAAAUAAGCAGAUAGGUGACUGGUGCUUUCAAAUCAGACAAAGGACACACAGUUAUAUGGCAUUUUUUUUCUGUGAUUUAUCCUCCGUGCCACAAAUCAACACCUACCAGUCUAUAGAGAUAGAGGGAUACCAUUCUUCUGAGUUAUAGAGAUGCAAAAUGGACAUUGCGAGAAAUUUGGGGCCAAUAUGCCAAUGAUCCUGUCCAUUUCCCAUUUUCUUCUAUUAUUUUUUCUGCUGCUGCAACUAUGUAAUUUUCCUAGUGAUAGUAAAGUAGCUCCCCCUGGAAGUGUGCAAAUGGAUCGCUUGCUGACCAAUUUGCAAGCUCAAGUAGAGCAAAUGAUACUCUCCACCUGUCCAAACUGCCAAUGUUUGCCAGCUCACCUGCUCCUCAUUUGCAGCCCUGAUUUUAGCACCUGCAUACUAACUAGUAUUGUUUUUAUUGUUGGAGGGCAGGAAGGGAAAUGACUUACUAGUUUGAUGCUUAAUAUGCCAGCAGAAGCUUGGAUGAGAUUAGGAAUCGUUGCUUAAGAUGCUAAGUAAGGUUAGUACAACAGUGAUUCAUAUAUUGGGAUUUUUUUUUUUUUUUAAAUGAUUAAGUAAAAAAAAUGUAAGUCAGCUGAGUUAUCUGGAGUGGAACACCUUUCACAUAUGAUCCAAAGAUACUGCUAGCUGGUCACAAAUUUUUAUACCUACCCUAUGGUAUCUCUCUAUCUCUGUUUGUAACAGUAAUGCCUUGUGAACAGCCAACACUGAAAACACUGUGAAAAUUUGUUUUCAGGUUUGACACCCUAUAGGUCACUUUUUAUAGCAAAAAAUCAAUACACUUUUUAUAAAGGAAAACCUUGUAUCUGUGUUUUGGGAGUAAGGAUUCAAGCUCCUUCUUUUUUAUAAAAGCUGGUAAUUUUCUUUUGUUUAAAAAACACAUUCAGAAAAAUGUACAAAAAAAACCAACCAACAACUGCAGAACAGUACUAACAACAACUCAGUUUAGAAAACUUGUCAUCACUGCCAAAACAGACACUCGUAGGGGGAAAAAAAGGUCAAUUCAAAAUAUUGAAUGUUUUGAUAGUUUUUGUAAUGUUUAAGACUACAUAUUUGGUUUUUUACACUUCAGUAUUCCUACCUAUGGCCAGAUUCUCUACUUAUAUAACAAAUGGAAUUUUGUGGUGUUCAAAAACCCGUAUUUUAAGAAACUCUUCUAUCUGACAAAAACAAACUUACUGUAUUUAGAGAAAUCUUUUGCUUUUAUUAAUCAGUAAUGACUCCUACAGAAUGCAAAGUUCAUCUAUUCACGCAGGGCUGGUGGUUUUUACUACGCCGAAGCUUUGUCAUAGGCUAGCUGGCAUUGCCUCCCUUUCUCAAGGAAUAAGCUUUCGAUGAAACUGAUUAUUACAGAACUUUACCUAAAUGAAAUCUGUGCAAUCAAAUCUUUCUUUGUUGCUCUAUUUGCCUUUGUUUCAACAUUCAUACCUAUUCCCUAUUGCCUUGCAACCCCUUGUGAUUAGAAUGAACUAUAAUGUUGUGAUGUUUGAUGCUACAUAAAUGCUGGGUUGUUCCCAAAGCCGCUCCACAUUUUGUUUGCUUGCAUUGCUGGUAUAAAACAAUCUGUGCAGGUUGCAUCUUUAGAGGUUCAUGUGAUGAUACAUAUAAUGCAACUUAAAAAAAAGAUUUAUCUGAGAGAGGCCAGGAUUGGGAAUUAUCAAGGGGUCAGAGUUGUCAUGCACCAAAUUUGCACCCAGUAGUCUUAGUGCAUGAUCAUUUACACCCAGAGUUUUGCACAAGAAAUCAUUCGUUCCCACAAAUAACUUCAUUUAAUUGAAUAACUCUCUGGCUACGCGACUGCUAAAUGAUCGUUUCACCUAUUGUAUAUAGAAUCCUGGUUUUAGUUCAAAGGCUAAGGGCUCAUGUUGAAGGUUUGUGGGGAGAGGAUGGUAGUGUGGACAAAGCGUAGGUACAGUAGUCAGGACACCUUCAUUCAGCCCUUGGCAUUGCUAAAUUUAGUGUCUGAACGGGAGCAGGUCUCUUAGUAACCCUGUGCCUCAAUCUGUCUAUCUGUCCCUACAGGGACAAUACUGUUCUACCUCACUGGGGGUUGUGAGGCCAAAUGUUGCUUAACGUUUGUAAAGUGCUUUCAGAUCCUCUAACAGAAGGUGCUGAAGUAUUCUUGGUGCAGAUUUGGUUAUGGGUGCUAAUUUUUGGCUGUUUAAUCCUGUGGGUGCUACUGUAGAUACUGGUCAUGAAAAAAUAGGACUUUUUAAGCGUAAGGAUGUCAAAGGCCAUGGUUAUGCUAACAACACUAUUCAUCAGAGCUUUUGUCUUAGUAAAAGCUUUAGUUGGAUAGAUAAUUUGACAUGCUUUUACCCUCUCCUCUGUUGGUGGAAAUCUCAGAGUCCCUCCCCAGGUCUCUGCUUUUCCAGGGACCCUGACUAGUAGUCAGGACCCUGCCUGUAAGAGAUGAUGGACUUGGACUCCAGUCAAAGGUGUUGUCACUUCAGUGACACAGGCCAUUCCUGUCAUAGUCAGGGUUACCGUGUCCUGCCACCUUUCCUCUGAGUCUCUGCUAAACCCAGAGACCAGCCAUGAAAUCAAAUCUAGGUUCUCUCGCUAUUCAGUACGGGACACUCACCCCAGAUCCACCAGGAAAACCUAAAUCUUUGAUAGCCAUAAGCAGACUGAACUGCUAGAGCUGAUGGUGGUAGGAAAGGAGUCCAAGUUGUACUUUCAUCCAGUAUCCAUGAGUUCAGUUUGUAUAAGAUAAAGCAGGAUCCCAAGGGGUGAAUGACCCUUUGGAUGGAUGGUUGUUGAGGUAGCUGUUGAGAAGUGGUUCCUUUCCUUCUGACCACAAGUCAUGUUUGGUUAUUUGAAGAUGCUCUUCUUGGUGGAGAGUGCUAGGGAAUCACUGAGGUCUUCUUCCUGAGCUGCACCUAGUGACACAUCUAAAAUCCGAUCCUGCAAGUGCUCCCUUGGGAGUAGUUUUGUCUGCAUGAGGAUCAUCCUGGGGUGGGGCUGAGCCCAACAAUUCCUUCAGGGAAUUAGGGGCACCUUGAAAAGGCCUAAAAGAAGGGAAAAAAAAAAAUUGUUCAGUGGGAAAAAUAGCCAUUCAAACCAGUAGCAGCCACAAAGAAAACAGGGUAUGAGGUCAAACUCCCAAGUUUUAAAAAGCAAUUUUCUAGGUAGAAAUGCCUGGGCAGUAGGAGAAGUCAGUGAGUAUUUCAGCUGUAACAUAUAGUUAAGUCUGUAUUAAUGCCAAUAUUGCAUGAGUUCUUGUACAGAAAUGCAUGUGGAAUGUUACCUCCAUUCAAAACUAGUUAUCUUUGGCUUUGUAGGAUCCCUAACAUAGAUUUUAAUACAAAGAGAAACAAUGCACAAGCAUCAUACCGUAGUCAUUUAAAUGUAAGGACAGCCCUGAUUCAGGAAAGAACUUAAAGUCAUGCUUAAUUUUUAGCAUGUGCUUUACUCCUGUUGAUUUUUCACGAGAGAUAAGCUUGGGUUUGGUCAGAAAGCUUUCUUGAACUGGAAUGAAUUAGUAAUUACUUUCAAUAUACUAUAAUAAUUCCAGACCCUAUGAGAUCCUGGAGCAGAUGAUAGUAAUUUCACUAUAUACUCCAGAGUUUACCUUUUAUUUUUUUUCUACUUUUACAAGCACAUAAAACUCCACAGGAUAUGAGGAUUUGCCAUAUUAAUUCUGCUAUAAAAACCCUGUCUAAUUUGCCUCAUGAGGCUGCCUUUAGUGUUUUCGGAGACUAAUUGAAUCACUAAGACUACAUUGUUUUAAAACAAUAAAGUAUUUAAAAGCAAGUUGGAGAGACUCUUAAAGUAGUAGGGCUUUGUUUCCUUGAAAUCUGUCUUUAUUCAGUAUCCAGUAUAUUUUAGCAAAUUUGCAUAUGCAGUAAAAAUACCUGUUUCAGACACACAAUCAUUAGGAAGGAAUUAGAGCAAUCCUCCAAGUAUAGACUGAUGUAUUUAGUAUUCGUACAUUCCAGUGAUGGUCUUGACUGUAGAAGAUCAGGGCAAUGCAGCAAAAUCUUCAGCCUUAGGAUUUCUGUCACUUGUAAAGCAUUUAUAAUCCUGAAGUUUCUGGGUUAAAGCCUCAUCUGGUAUAAGAUUUGGAGCUAGUUCAGUUCCACCAGCUAAAUAGCCAACCAAGACUCUACACCUUGAAGUAAUUUUGGAAGAGUUUGGUAAUGGGAUUUUACCUUGGUCCACUCUACAGUGGGAGAUGGAAAUAGCUUUUGCCUACCAAUGUCUGUGUUUCCUGUAUCUGCGCAUUAUUUACAAUCUUGGGAGCUAGAAACACUAAUUGUGUUAUCUUCAUAGACAACAGAAAAAUAAUUCUGCUUAGAAAAAACUGCCACAUCUCUUUCACAUUUAGCUAACGCACAUAUGCAUGCAAAAAAUCUCACAUCCAGUCUAGCUGUUAUUCCUCUCUCAUUUGCUUGAACACUAUUUUUGAAGGGAAAAAAGGGAGGUAGGACCAAAAAUUGUGGCAAACAGCAAACAAUGUUACACCCAGGCAUUUUUAAUAGGAAAUAAUGGCAUAAAGUAUUAGUUUGUCCUUAUCCAUACGGAUACUGAUGACGUUUUCUAGGAUGCCUUGCGUUUGCUUUUUCAUGCCUUUGAGGUCAGUGCUGGUCUUUUUGCUGCUUCACAGAACACCUUGUGAAAUUGCUCUGUAAUGCCAUGCUGAACCCCUACACAGACGCUGUUCCAGCGACAGCCAUCCCUGGAAGUUGCAUCCUCUCUGCAGGGGCACGGUAUGGACUUUACAGUAUGAGACUCCUUUAUUGCAGUGAGAGCACGUGAGUGUAUUUUGUUAUUGACUUCAGUGGUACACCACAUCCAUUCAAGGCAAUUGGAGAGUUGUCUUUUACUAUAGUAGAGGCAGAAUCUUUUUUAGAGAAAGGAAGAAAAAAUAGCCAAGUAAAGUAGGUAUAAAAUUAGUCCAGAAAGUGUCUCCUCAAGCUAAGACAAUCCACAACCAGAGAAAAGCUAUAUAGAGGUGCAUUUACCACACACGAGGUGCUGAUCAUAACCAAGACGGAACAAAACAGCUUCUUUUUUCUAGUGGUGAUUUAGGCUCAAAGUUAUUUUUCUGGUUGCUGAUGGAAGCAGGCUGGAACAGUAUUUGGGACUGGUGAGGUUCUUUGUAGAAGCAAAUGGAUGGCAUAAGAUGAAGAUCUUCUGUCUAUCUAGAUAAAGAGUGAGGUCAGUCCAUGCAACAGGGUUAGUGCUUUGCACGAGAUACCUAGAAGAGAUCCAGCUGAAACACCACCUUGGUGUAACGAGACCAAGAAGGUUAAGACUUUAAGUGCCUUCCAACACGCUUUGGGCUUCAGAAGCGGGACUAUACAUGUGCCCAACAAGGCCUACGUAAAAAUGGUCUUGACAAAAGGGGACAGGACAGACUUUGACUCUUGAGAUAUUUAGCCCAUCUUGCAUUUAUUCAGCCAGAAUCACAGAUUUCUUCUGGCUGAUGCCUCUGUCCCAUCUGUAUGAAUCUGAGCAGGCCUCUCCAUGGUAUCUCAGGAAAUGUUAAAGCUGAGUCUUGUGUCUCACAGUGCAGCCACUCCUCACUGAUUGCGGAGUGAACUGGGCUGGGUUCUGCUGCAUUGGUUAUUGAUUCUGUCGUUCAGAUAUUCUUCACCCUCCUUCUUUGCUCCUGGCUUGAGAUCUGGCAUCUCUCAUUCCGGGUGCCUCCAGGUGAAAGGCUGGGGCUAGCAAUAUGUAUAGACCCCUCUUUUUGUUUUGUUUUCUUUCCUCUGGAACAGAUCUAGUCAUUUGAUAUUUGUCUGAAGGUCUGGGGCCAAGCUGACAAACAACAUGUUUUAAUAGGGAGAGGGGAGAUGCUCAGAGAUUGUAAGUGGGCAGAUGGAAAGGCUUUUUUUCAGCAAUACCAUUGCAUAGCUGCUCUGACAGAAUCCCAGUUGCAGAGUAGGGUAUGGGUGCUACAUCUGCAGGUGAAAAUGCAGAGCUUUGGGGUCACAG